Molecule: messenger RNA, 762 nt
Organism: Capronia epimyces CBS 606.96
Lineage: Eukaryota; Fungi; Ascomycota; Eurotiomycetes; Chaetothyriales; Herpotrichiellaceae
Exons: 5
Coding region: 1-762 (253 amino acids)
Molecular function (GO): oxidoreductase activity, acting on the CH-OH group of donors, NAD or NADP as acceptor
Source: RefSeq, a predicted model, not a curated record
AUGCCUUUCAAGGACAAGGUCUACACGGUGACAGGCGCGGCCUCGGGGAUUGGUAGAUCGACGGCGGUGAGGCUGGCCGAGCUGGGCGCAUCUGGCCUGGCGAUCAGUGAUGUGAAUGAAGCAGGGCUGGAGGAAACCAAGCAGUUAUGUCUCAAACACGGCGCUGUGGUGAGGACAACCAAAGUGAAUGUGGCCAUUCCCAGUGAGAUCAGCGCUUGGAUUCAAGACGCCUACGAUCAUUUUGGCCGACUGGACGGAGCGGCCAAUGUUGCCGGCGUCGCAGGUGGCGAUGGGACGACUACAGUGGCUACUGUGGAUGAACGAGACUGGAAACGAACCAUGGCAAUCAACCUGGACGGUGUCAUGUAUUGCAUGCGAGCGCAGCUUCCCAAGAUCACCAAGCCAGGCGGCGCCAUUGUCAACGUCUCCAGCACAUCUGGCCUGCGAGGCCUCCCGCACAGUGCAGCGUAUGCCACCAGCAAAUUCGGCGUCAUCGGCCUGACAGAGUCUGCGGCGGGCGAGUUUGGUAAAGAGGGGGUGCGCAUCAAUGCAAUUCUGCCAGGUCCGGUCGAUACAGCCAUCUUUCGGGACGGAGAGGCCAAGGGUCUGUUUGACUCCAAGGUCAUGGGAGGCAGUACCUUGCUCGGCCGCAUGGGCCAUCCCGACGAGGUCGCCCAUGUUCUCUGCUUCAUGCUGAGCGACGAGGCGUCCUUCGUGACCGGAGCUCACUGGACCGUCGACGGCGGUUACGCCGCAUGCUAA